Molecule: messenger RNA, 1178 nt
Organism: Acanthoscelides obtectus
Lineage: Eukaryota; Metazoa; Arthropoda; Insecta; Coleoptera; Chrysomelidae
Source: the annotation of a GenBank genome assembly
UCGAAAUGUCAAAUUAUGACACCUAAUCAAAAUUUUGAGCAUUCAAAAUGGGAAUUGAUUAUUACGGAAUAUUGCAAAUACCAAGAAGCAGCACUGAUCUGGAAAUCAAAAAGGCGUAUAGGAGUUUGGCAUUGGAAUUCAACAAGGAAGUAUUGAAAAACGAAAAUGCUUCGGAAGUAUUCGCACUCAUAGGAGAAGCGUACGAUGUGCUGAGCGAUCCUUUAAGAAGGGCUGUUUUCGAUCAGUAUGGCGAAGAAGGGCUGAAACGAGGCGUUCCAACAGUUGAUGAUUAUAUUCCGGCUUAUCAUUAUCAUGGCGAUCCUAUGCUUACCUACAAGAAUUUCUUCGGAACGACCUCACCCUAUGCAGACCUUCUCGAUGUCCUCAAAAAUCCGCCGUUGCUUUACAAAAUGGCGGACGGAAAUCAUGCAGUGAGGAAGAAACAACCGCCUAUAAGGCAUCCGUUGGCUCUAACUUUACACGAGAUAUUUUUCGGGGGCGUGAAGAAAAUGAAGAUUCAUCGAUUGGUUUACGUGAACGACGAGCAGACGCGCACAGAGGUAAAAGAGAAAAUUCUGACUGUUCCUAUAAAACCCGGAAUCAGGCCGAACACGGAAAUUAUAUUUCCGGAAGAAGGGGAUCAGAAUCCCGCUCAUAUACCUGCUGACAUCAUUUUUAUUACUGAAGAUCGGCCACAUGAAACGUUCAUGAGAGAUGGAGACGACUUGGUGAUGAUCGCGACCAUAACUUUACAAGAAGCUUUACUUGGUACUACAAUCACUGUGAAAACGAUAGAUCACAGAACCAUUAGGGUACCAAUAACCGACGUGGUGAGUCCGAAGUACGAAAAAGUUGUCGAAGGUGAAGGUAUGCCUAUUUUGGAACAGUAUCCUGAGAAAGGAAACUUGAUUAUUAGGUUUAACAUAGAGUUUCCUAAGUAUCUUCCGAAAAACAGCAAGGAUAUGUUGAAGAAAGGUUUCCACGUGGCGAGAAUCUGCGGGGGAAGCAAUCAGCAUGAGGUUAUAAAUAAGUUGGUAUUAGCAGAUAAAAUUCUUCGCGUGGAUCCAGACGAAAGGUUGCCACCAUUUGAUUAUUAAUUAUUUUCAUGUUUGAUCAUCCAAUAUUAAUUAAAUAUAGUUUUACUCAUAGAAAUCAAAUAAAGCCAAUUUUGAAAAGUA